GGACAGGGGCCAGGGCCCUGGGAGCAGCAGAACGGCCUCCAGCUCAACACAGCCACUUUGCCUCCACUCUGCUCUCCGCCAGCGCCUUGCCCCGUUCCCGGGGACCCCCACCCCACCUCACCCCCUGACCCCACCCUCCGGCUGCCUGACCUGGCCCGCUUUCCUCUAGAUUCCAGCCUUGGUUCCUCCCUCUCUCUCCAGGCCUCCAUCCGUCUUCUAGAUUCUCUUCCUCCAACUCCCUCUUUGCAGAACCUCUUUUUGGAACAUCACUCCUUCCCCACUUUCUGACCUCUUCCCUUUGGAGGGCUGUGUGGCCCAGACCUCAGGGGGAGAUGCAGGAGGCUCGGUUCCCGGUCUGGCUGCUUCUGCAUCUGCUACGGGCGGUGGCAGUGGAGGCUCCAGACCCUGGGGCAGAGGUCCCGGUGGUAUGGGCCCAGGAGGGGGCUCCUGCCCAGCUCCCCUGCAGCCCCACAAUCCCCCUCCAGGAUCUCAGCUUUCUGCGAACAAGACAAGUCACUUGGCAGCAUCUACCAGACAGUGACCCCGCGGAGCCCCCGCCAUGGGGCCCGGGGCCCCGCCCAUACACGGUGCUGAGGCUGGCUCUCGGAGGCCUGCGCAUCGGGAGGCCGCCCCUGCAGCCCCGCGUGCAGCUGGAUGAGCGCGGCCUCCAGCGCGGGGACUUCUCGCUGUGGCUGCGCCCGGCGCGACGCGCCGACGCCGGCGAGUACCGCGCCGCUGUGCGCCUCGGGGACCGCGCCCUCGCCUGCCGCCUCCGUCUGCGCGUGGGCCAGGCGGCGGUGACUGCCAGCCCCCCGGGGUCUCCGUGGACCUCCAAAUCGGUCAUUCUGAACUGCUCCUUCAGCCGCCCUGACCUCCCAGCCUCUGUGCACUGGUUCCGGGGCCCAGGAAGAGUCCCUGUUCAGGAGUCCCCCCAUCACCUCUUAGCUGGAAACUUCCUCUUUCUGCCCCACGUCAGCCCCUUGGACUCUGGGACCUGGGGCUGCAUCCUCACCUACAGAGAUGGCUUCAAUGUCUCCAUCACGUACAACCUCACGGUUCUGGGUCUGGAGCCCUCAGUCCCUCUGACAGUGUACGCUGGAGCCGGUUCCAGGGUGGAGCUGCCCUGCCGCCUGCCUCCGGGUGUGGGAACCCAGUCUUCCCUCACUGCCACGUGGGCCCCUCCCGGGGGAGGUCCCGACCUCCUGGUGGCUGGAGACCGUGGCAACUUUACCCUUCGACUAGAGGCUGUGGGCCAGACCCAGGCUGGGACCUACACCUGCCAUGUCCACCUGCAGGGGCAGCAGCUCAGUGCCGCUGUCACUUUGGCAGUCAUCACAGUGACUCCCAAGUCCCACGGAUUAUCCGGCAACCUGAGAAAACUGCUUUGCGAGGUGACUCCGGCAUCUGGACAAGAGAGCUUUGUAUGGCGCCCCCUGGACGAGCAGUCUCAGAGGAGUUCCCCGGGUCCCUGGCUGCUGAUGCCAGAGGCCAGACUCCUUUCUCAGCCCUGGCAGUGCCGUCUGUACCAGGGCAAGAGGCUUCUCGGGACCGCGGUGUACCUCACUGAGCUAUCUCGCCCAGGUGCCCAACGGUCCGGGAGAGCCCUGGGGGCCCAGAAAACAGGCCACCUCCCUCUCCUCAUCCUUGGUAUCCUCUUCCUGCUCAUGUUGGUGACUGGAGCCUUUAGCUUCCACCUUUGGAGAAGACGGUGGCGACCAAGAAAAUUCUCUGCCUUAGAGCAUGGGACUCACCCACCUCAGGCUCAGAGUAAGAUAGAGGAACCAGAGCCAGAACCGGUGCUGGAGCUGGGGCCGGAGCCCGAGCCCCAGCUGCAGCCGGAGCAGCCCUGACAUGGAGCCGGGCAGCCCCCGCAUCUCCGCAACUCCGUGCAAAUAAACUCCCCAUCAGCAGCAA
This is a messenger RNA of Hippopotamus amphibius kiboko, 1914 nucleotides long. It is a transcript of the gene LAG3, whose product is annotated as lymphocyte activating 3. The coding region runs from base 333 to 1850 and encodes 505 amino acids. The transcript has 8 exons. Lineage: Eukaryota; Metazoa; Chordata; Mammalia; Artiodactyla; Hippopotamidae. Gene Ontology annotation, molecular function: transmembrane signaling receptor activity; MHC class II protein binding. The record is from RefSeq and is a predicted model, not a curated record.